AUGCCACGUUGCGUCGAGGUGGUCAUCGAGGUCGAUGGUAUCGAGCCACACGCAUACGAAAACGCACACGUCAAAUCCUCAAACGGUACGGAGAGUCCCAAAAGUCGUAGCGAUCUAAUCGCGGGUGAAAAUUUGUUGGGUGCCUCUCACUCCGCAUUUACCCACCCUGGUCCGUCGCCGGUGUCACCAUCAUCGUCGCCACACCAGUACACCACCUCUGAGUCACAGUAG
Messenger RNA from Echinococcus granulosus, 231 nucleotides. RefSeq lists its product as hypothetical. The transcript has 2 exons. Bases 1 to 231 code for a protein of 76 amino acids. The record is from RefSeq and is a predicted model, not a curated record. NCBI's taxonomy places the organism in Eukaryota, Metazoa, Platyhelminthes, Cestoda, Cyclophyllidea, Taeniidae.